Molecule: messenger RNA, 975 nt
Organism: Fusarium poae
Lineage: Eukaryota; Fungi; Ascomycota; Sordariomycetes; Hypocreales; Nectriaceae
Exons: 1
Coding region: 1-975 (324 amino acids)
Biological process (GO): fungal-type cell wall organization
Cellular component (GO): fungal-type cell wall
Molecular function (GO): structural constituent of cell wall
Source: RefSeq, a predicted model, not a curated record
AUGGGUUUCGUCAAGACUGCUGCUUUCGCUACCGCCCUUCUCGGCGCCGCCAACGCUUCUCCUCACUAUGCUCCCCCUUCCAACGAGACCAUCCACUACACCACUGAGGUCGUCACUCACCUGACCACCUACUGCCCUGCUGCCACCACCCUCACCUACGGCGACAAGACCUACACUGUCACCAAGGCCACCACCCUCACCAUUGAGGACUGCUCCUGCACCAUCACCAAGCCCGUCGCUACCGCUACCGGCUAUGCUCCCCCCAAGCCCACUCACGCCAAGGACUGCGCUGAGAUGUGCUCCGACAAGUUCGAUGAGUGCCGCGUUGCUCCCGGUGCCAACAUGGCUCAGUGCGCUGCUGAGUACGCUGCUUGCCUCGGCUACAACCCUUGGGAGAGCGGCAAGUUUGUCGAGCCCACUGCUUGCCACGAGGGUGCCAAGCCUACUGGCCCUGCCUACACCACCGAGGUUGUCACCAAGCUGACCACCUACUGCCCUGAGAAGACCACUCUUACCUACGGCAACCAGACCAUCCCCGUUACCAAGCCCGGUACCGUCACUGUCACUGGUGUCCACCACGUCACCACUGUCCCCGUUGUCCCUACCGGUUACGCUCCUCCCGCUACUCCUUCCACCCCUGCUGAGGCCAAGGACUGCGCUGAGAUGUGCACUGAGAAGUUCGACUCUUGCCGUGUUGCUGCUGGUUCCAACAAGGCUACCUGCGCUGCUGAGUACUCCGAGUGCCUUGGCUACGCUCCCUUCGACAGCAACGGUUCUCUCGUCAAGCCCACUGCUUGCCACGGCCCUGCUCCUGGCCCCACUGGCACUGGUUCCAAGCCUAACCCUCCUGCUGUUGUCCCCUCCGGUACUGGUGCUGGUGCUCCUCCUGCCACCCCCACUGCCGUCACUGCUGGUGCCGCCCAGGUUAUCCCUGCCGGUAUCAUGGCUGUCAUUGGUGCUGUUGCCCUUCUCUAA